Peronospora farinosa is the source of this 387-nucleotide messenger RNA. NCBI's taxonomy places the organism in Eukaryota, Oomycota, Peronosporomycetes, Peronosporales, Peronosporaceae. The record is from the annotation of a GenBank genome assembly.
AUGAACAUCGUGUUUCAAGAAGAAAGGGGGAUUAUCAUCCAGUCCGCGGCAUUAACGGAUGCGUUUGAACGUGUUGGCUCACCAGCGUCCAAGCACGCGGUAGACGUGAUGAAAAAGAAGUACCAUUUGGACCUAUCGAGGCACCGCUCGCAGCUCCUGACGGAGACCAUGUGCCUCGAGGCAGACUACGUCGUGUGCGUAGCGAGCGGGAUGGCGUUUACAGUAACCGAAAAGUUCCCACGGAUUAAAGAGCGGGAAGGUGUGCUGACUGUCUUUGCUAGAGACGUGCAAGACCCGUGGCACAUGUCCUACGAUACCUACAUGGAGAAUGUAACUCAGAUCGAAGAGAUGACACGGGAGUUCCUCGAUAAGCACGUAACGUGGUGA